AUGCUAUUAAUACCACCUAACGAACAUAAUCUGGAGGAUAGGUUAUCCUCUUACAUUUGUUGGCUGGACGAGUAAGGGGAGGGAUAGAGAGGCAGGGAAAGAGGAGGGAAAAGCUGUGCUGUAGCUUCACUUUUGAGUGUGUUCCCUCCCAAGCCACAGUGCCCUCUCUCUCUCGCUCUCUCUCUCUUUCUCUCUCUCUCUCUCUCUCUCUCUCUCGCUUGCUCUCCCUUUCUCCACUGAAUGGAGAGAAUAGAAAGCAAAACACAUGUGUAAAGUUUCGUUUCUCAUCCCUGCUGUUGCUGCUCUCUCCUGCCCCCCACAUCUCUCUCUCUGUGGAUGUGUUGUACCAGAGGGCAGCGGUACUAAGUGCUGACUUGUACUUGAGUGUGUGUAUAUGGUGUAUACCUGCUGGCAGUAAUAAGCUGUUAAAACACAACUAGUGGAGCACCCACUGUGGAAGUCUCCACUAUAUUCUCCAGUUAUGAACUCUCUACCGGCUUACACAGGAGCUAGAAUAUCUGGCUGUUGGACUCUAAGAUCUGAUGGCAGUGGAGGUGGUGAGGGAUCACUGGACCGGCUCCUCCCCACAGUAAGCACAGGCUUGUCACCAAGGAAAAGGACCACCAGCCAGUGCAAGUCUGAGCCUCCCCUGCUGCGCACCUCCAAACGAACCAUCUACACGGCUGGCCGCCCACCCUGGUACAAUGAACAUGGAACCCAGUCCAAAGAGGCCUUUGUCAUCGGUCUGUGUGGGGGCAGCGCUUCAGGGAAGACCACGGCAGCAAGGAACAUCAUCGAGGCUCUAGAUGUCCCGUGGGUUGUCUUACUUUCAAUGGACUCCUUUUACAAGGUCCUGUCUGCAGAGGAACAGAUUCUGGCUGCCAGUAAUGACUAUAACUUUGACCACCCGGAUGCCUUUGACUUUGAUUUGCUGACACAUACACUGCGCAAGCUCAAACAGGGCAAGAGUGUGAAAAUCCCUGUAUAUGACUUUACAACACAUGGGCGACAGAAGGAGUGGAAAACAGUAUAUGGAGCCAGUGUUAUCAUCUUUGAGGGAAUCAUGGCCUUUACAGAUAAGGAGCUCUUGCAGUUGCUGGACAUGAAGAUCUUUGUGGACACAGACUCUGACAUCCGCCUGGUGCGGCGACUGAGGAGGGACAUUACAGAGAGGGGCCGAGACAUCGAGGGUGUCAUCAAACAGUACAACAAGUUUGUGAAGCCAGCCUUUGAGCAGUACAUUGAGCCCACCAUGCGACUGGCUGAUAUUGUGGUACCACGUGGUGGUGGCAAUAUGGUGGCUAUUGAUUUGAUUGUGCAGCAUGUCCACAGCCAGCUGGAGGAGAGGAAACUUCGCUGGGAUAUGGCAGCCCUGGCCUCUGCCCACCAGGCCCAGCCACUCCCCCAGACCCUCAGUGUCCUGGAGAGCACGCCGCAGGUCAGGGGCAUGCACACCAUCAUCAGAAACAAAGAAACCAGCCGUGACGAGUUCAUUUUCUACUCCAAGAGGUUGAUGCGUCUCUUGAUUGAGCGAGCUCUCUCCUUCCUCCCCUCACAGAUCCACAUAGUCCAGACCCCACAGGGAGAGGAUUAUGAAGGCAGGACUUUCCAUGGGAAGAGGAUCACAGGAGUGUCCAUCUUGCGGGCAGGCGAGACCAUGGAGCCGGCCCUGAGGGCUGUGUGCAAAGACGUUCGCAUCGGCAAGAUCCUCAUCCAGACCAACCAGGACACGGGAGAACCUGAGCUUCACUAUCUGCGUCUACCUAAGGACAUUAGUGAAGACCAUGUGAUCCUGAUGGACUGCACUGUGUCCACUGGAGCUGCAGCCAUGAUGGCUAUACGAGUGCUGCUGGAUCACGACGUUCAGGAAGAUAAGAUCCUGCUGGUGUCUUUGCUGAUGGCAGAAAUGGGAAUCCAUUCAGUGGCCUACGCAUUCCCACAGGUCAAGAUCAUCACCACCGCUGUCGACAAGAAGGUCAACGAUGUUUUCCACAUCAUCCCCGGCAUAGGAAACUUUGGAGACCGAUACUUUGGCACAGACGCACCCCCAGACUGGAGCGAUGAGGAGAUGGAUGAGCCCAGCUGCUGACUGGAUGAUUGUCAGUGGAUUAACUUAUUUGGCUGAUUCAGGGCUGUGCCCCUUUGGAGGACAACAGGAUGUGCUCUGCCUCAGUUGGGUCACAACAUGCGACCUUUGGUUUAACGGGCCAAACCAAACGCCCACCAACACUAACUGAGACUGGAACAAAGACAUUCACCACCGUUGGAACUUUUUUAAUUUAAUUAUUUUUUUCUUAUGUAUGUGCUGUUGUGGACAGUUGAUAUUAUUACUAUUUUUUAUAUGUACAGCAAGUUGGAAAGGCCAAAUGUUUUAUUUUGGUAUUUUAAUUGCCACAAUCUCAAUGUUGGAACUGUUGGAAUUUAUUUUAACAUUUUAAUAUGAGAGAACAUGUCUAGCCUUAAGCCAUGUACUAUGGGUGACACAGCUGAAUGUGAAUUUGCACUUGCCGUUAAAAAAAAAUACAUAUUAAGAUUCUGAGGUCAAUUUAUUUAUUCCUCGCACCUUUCACACGGUAAAAUAGAGACAUGCAGUAAUUUUGUUAAACUACUGUGGCCACUUUCUGAAGGACCACUCAACUGGAAAAAUUGCGGGUGUAACUGUUUUUUUUUU
Messenger RNA from Myripristis murdjan (pinecone soldierfish), 2671 nucleotides. It is a transcript of the gene uckl1b, whose product is annotated as uridine-cytidine kinase 1-like 1b. Lineage: Eukaryota; Metazoa; Chordata; Actinopteri; Holocentriformes; Holocentridae. The transcript is spliced from 15 exons. Gene Ontology annotation, molecular function: kinase activity; ATP binding. The coding region runs from base 482 to 2089 and encodes 535 amino acids. The record is from RefSeq and is a predicted model, not a curated record.